AUGAGAACGUGGCUUCCUCUUCCAGUGGCAUGUUUCAAGGCAUGUGCUCGUGCGCCCUCUGCGCGAACUGCUUUCAGAAAUAAUCAUCGGAUGCAGUACCUAGUUGGAAACAAGGAGAAUCACCCGCUUGCUCAAGCGAUAAAGGACUGCUCUCCUACAGGACCGACUGUGGCACUUGUUGUGAAAUUUGUUCGAUUUGAGGAUCGUAAGUUAGCGGUGUGCCGAAUUUUCAGUGGACAGAUCACUGCGGGUGCGAUCUUGUACGUGCUAGGACGAAAGGCCAGGAAAGACGGUUCCGAGGCACCGAAGGCCACUGUAGAGAGUGUGUGGGCGUUACGAGGUCGAGACGUAAUUCCUUUGGAGAAAGCUACAGCAGGAGUGAUCUGUGCCAUUGAUGCUCAAAACUCAACACUGUGCUCGGAAGCCGUUAGCGAAGGUUUGGAUGUUGGAUUGAAGCAAGGAGAGCCGUUGGUUAGGGUAUCGGUAAACACGGCAAAUCUGGACGAUAUGGACCGAUUGAAAGAAGAUUUAAAAGUGCUCUCGGUGCUGGAUCCAAGUCUUCGAGUGCUUGAGCUUGAUAAUGGAGAACUGGCAAUGAUCACCGCGGGUGAAGUUCAUUUGCAGAAAUGCUUGAAAGACUUGGAAGAUCUCGGAUUUACGGAUUUAGAGACGAUAAUUCCUGACACACAGUUGACGUUUGCUCAAAUUCAGGAUCAAGUAACGGAGUGUCGAGUACGCGGCGAUUCGCUACACAUCCGCCUACGGGUAGUUCCAUUACCUGAUGAGGUUGUCGAUUUGUUGGAAAAAUCUGCAGAGGUAUUGCACUCGAUCAAAAGAGGCGUCAUUGAAGAAGCCCCGUUAGCGGAUUUCAGAUCAAAAUUAUUGAAAACUUGUGAAGAUCACCUUCCUUCAUGUCGGGGAUCGUGGUGGUAUAGAAAGAACAAAGCGGAUAUCACGGAAAUGAUUGAUAAAUUUGGGGCUUUGGUCCUGAUCGAGCGAAAGCCAACAUUUUGUUCAACGCGAUUCCUAGCUAUCAGCGGAAAGUCCGAAUUUGGUGUUCGUCCGUUCGAUCAGGCUAUUAUGUCCGGUUUCGAAAUGUUUGUGACAGCAGGGCCUCUUUGUCACGAAGUGAUGAGAGGUGUUGCGGUCAUCGUCGAAGAAUGGAGCGUUGAUGAAGAGGACGCUGCGAUUGCCGGUCAACUGAUGACUGCAGUUCGUGACACAUGCAGAGCGGCUGCGAAAAAGUUGGCCCUUCGACUGGUAGCAGCUAUGUAC
Ostertagia ostertagi is the source of this 1275-nucleotide messenger RNA. Lineage: Eukaryota; Metazoa; Nematoda; Chromadorea; Rhabditida; Trichostrongylidae. The record is from the annotation of a GenBank genome assembly.